Messenger RNA from Spea bombifrons (plains spadefoot toad), 1440 nucleotides. RefSeq names its product lysophosphatidic acid receptor 5 (gene LPAR5). Gene Ontology annotation, biological process: behavioral response to pain; G protein-coupled receptor signaling pathway. The record is from RefSeq and is a predicted model, not a curated record. Bases 141 to 1298 code for a protein of 385 amino acids. Gene Ontology annotation, molecular function: G protein-coupled receptor activity. Gene Ontology annotation, cellular component: membrane. Lineage: Eukaryota; Metazoa; Chordata; Amphibia; Anura; Pelobatidae. The transcript is spliced from 2 exons.
GGGAGAGUCUUAAGAGACUGAAAGCCGAGCACUCGGAGGAGGUGUCACACAUGGAAACAGCUGGCCCCCACACACAGCACCGAGCGUCUCACACAGGAGGGAAACGCACUUGCAGAAGGUUAUGAGUUCAGGACAAAAAAAUGCUUUCGACUACAGACAAGCAGGUGUCUGCCAUGGUGGCCAACGUCUCGAUCGAUAGCUGUGAAGCUCAUACCCCGCUGUCCUCCCGCACGCUGCUCCUGGUCGGUUAUAGCAUGCUGCUGCCGCUAGGAGUCCUACUGAAUGGAGUGUCCCUGUUUGUGUUUCUCCGCUGGCUUCGACCUCUGAGCGUGGUGGGGAUCUUCCUGUGCAAUCUGGCUCUCAGCGACUUGCUAUUCUCCCUCUCUCUUCCAUUCAGGGUCUAUUACUAUGCCAAUCACCACUGGCCAUUUGGCUCCUUCCUCUGCCGUUUCUCUGGCUCCAUUUUCCAUAUCAACAUGUAUGGCAGUUGUCUGUUCCUACUCUGUAUAAACGUGGAUCGUUACUUGGCCAUAGUACAUCCUCUGCGCUUUCGACACCUACGACGGCGUAAAAUUGCCCGUUUGACCUGUCUGGCUGUCUGGCUUCUCAUUGUGAGCGGGUCAGUACCUGCAGCCCUUGUGCACAGUUCAACUAAUUGCUGGGAUGGAGAUUCAGAGGUCCCACGCUGUUUUGAAGGACUGAGCAAGUGGCAAGGCCGCGUCCUACCCCUGUUGUUGGUGGCUGAGGUUCUUGGGUUCCUCUUGCCACUGGGAGGAGUGCUGUAUGGAUCUUGCCAUGUGUUUUGGGAGCUAUGCAAGGCACAAGAGGGUCAGCAGCGUCACAAGAAGACUAUAAAGCUACUCACCCUGAAUCUCGUAAUCUUCAUUUUCUGCUUUGUUCCGUACAAUACAGUGCUUGUUGCCUAUGGGCUGUUGAGAGCAAAACUGGUGCCCGACGUGUGGAACGCAAUGCCGGUCUUGAAAAAGAUUCUUUCCGUUACCGUUCUACUUGCCAGCACGAACUGUGUUCUCGACCCAAUGAUUUAUUAUUUCAGCACAGAAGGUUUUAGAAAGACGCUGCAUAAACUCAGCAGGAUUUCCAAAAGCUCAAAUACAAAGGGGUCAUCCGGCAGCAAUAGCAAGGAUAAAGUGGAACCCAUCAAGGAGAUAUUGGCUGGGUUGAACACGGAGUUCAGGGACAAUGAUGGUGAAAACAAGGGGUUGCAAGGGGCAUCUGUUAGAGUUGGAGAGGUUAAUGGUAAAGAUGGAAAGAAACUGCUGGAAGAAUCUGAGAUCUGAGCCGGGAAACGCUGACAACUUUCAUCCCGGGUAUGGUCUUGUAAUUAAGAGGUCUGAGAACAAACAUGGCGCAGACAGGACAAUCAUUUUCAAGCAAUUAUGCCAAACACCAAUGGGAACUUAAGAAAUAAAGUGUGGAUAC